Molecule: messenger RNA, 1332 nt
Organism: Dipodomys ordii (Ord's kangaroo rat)
Lineage: Eukaryota; Metazoa; Chordata; Mammalia; Rodentia; Heteromyidae
Gene: Gp6
Product: glycoprotein VI (platelet)
Exons: 9
Coding region: 122-1147 (341 amino acids)
Source: RefSeq, a predicted model, not a curated record
CGGUGCUGGAGCCUGGAGGAGGUGGAGGCCAUGUCUCUGCAGCGGCCACUGAUGUCCAGUCUUAGCUCCCAGCCUUCCUCCCUCUUUGGCCGCCGCAGAGCUCAGGACAGGCCGGGCAGCCAUGUUACCAUCCCUGAGAGCCCUCGUCUGCCUUGGACUGUGUCUUGGGCACUUGAUCACGGCCCACAGCGGCCGACUCCCUAAGCCUUCCCUGCAGGCUCUGCCCAGCAGCCUGGUGCCCCUGGGCGGCUCGGUGACCAUCCUCUGCCAGGGCCCGUGGCCUGUGGAUGAGUACCGCCUGGAGAAUCUGAGGUCCAAGAUGUUUGCAGACCAGGACUCUCUCUCCAUCUCAAUCAUGAGCAGAAGCGAUGCUGGGCGCUACCGCUGCUCCUACCAGAAUGGGAGCCUCUGGUCCCCGCCCAGUACCCAGCUGGAGCUCAUCGCCACUGGAGUUUAUACCAGGCCCUCGCUCUCGGCUCAUCCUGGCCCCUCCGUUUCCCCAGGAGGGAAUGUGACCCUACAGUGUCAGACCAGAUAUGGCUUUGACCAGUUCGCAUUGUCCAAGGAGGGGGACAGAGGAUCCCACGAGGUGCUCAGGAGAUUGUCCCAGCCUGACUUCCUCAUGGCCGCUGUGACAGCUGCCCACAGUGGGGCCUACCGCUGCUACAGCUUCUCCAGCAGAGAACCGUACCUGUGGUCUGCGCCCAGCGAGCCCCUGAUGCUCACUGUCACAGGAGCCUCUGCGAUCCCUGGGCAGCUGCCCAUAGAGCCUCAGUCCUUCCCCCCUGAAGCCUCCAGGAAUCCGGUCAUCUCACCCGCCACAGAAGUUUCCACGACUGCCCGGCUUUCUGGAUUCCCAGGGAAGUCUGCGGACCUCACUUUAUCUUCAGAAGGCUCCAGCCCUCCACUUGGUCCAGCCCACCAGGACUACACCAAGGGGAACCUGAUCCGGAUAUGUCUUGGUGUUACAAUUCUGGCACUCCUGGCAGGGUUCCUGGCAAAGGACUGGCACAGCCGGAAGAAACCCCUGCUGCACAGAGUCAGAGCUGUGCAGAGGCCCCUCCCACUGCUCCCAAAGACCCCAAGAUCCCAUGGCUGCCCGCAUGAGGAGGAGUCAGAUGUGCAGAAACAUAGAUACCACCGUUAGCUCUCGGCAGUCAUCACAGCCCAUGGGUGGGGAGGUGGCGGGAGGAGUGGGGGUGAAGGGCUUCGGGGUCGAGAGGAAGGCAGGGCACCCUGCCCUCCUCUCUCCCAUCAAAGAGUAGUGCCGGCAUCUCCCCAUUGUCUGUCCACUGAGUCUGAGGGAGGCCUGUUUGUGUGAGUUAAAAAUUA